This is a messenger RNA of Spinacia oleracea (spinach), 1660 nucleotides long. RefSeq names its product probable inactive purple acid phosphatase 29. The transcript is spliced from 3 exons. Lineage: Eukaryota; Viridiplantae; Streptophyta; Magnoliopsida; Caryophyllales; Amaranthaceae. The record is from RefSeq and is a predicted model, not a curated record. Gene Ontology annotation, cellular component: cytoplasm. Gene Ontology annotation, molecular function: hydrolase activity, acting on ester bonds. The coding region runs from base 95 to 1303 and encodes 402 amino acids.
AAAAUAUACAACAUUCAUUCUAUUUCCCAAAAUCAAUCAUUAGCCUCUCCAGAAAAACAAAUAUAGUAUACAGUGAAUUGGGUUUAAUUUAGAGAUGAGUUCAGUGAGUUUUCUGGGUUUAAUAAUAGUGGGAAUAUUUAUAUUAAUUCCCAAUAUUAUUUCAACAAGUUGCAAUAUCGAAAGCGACGAAAAGAAGUUAAGAUUCAACAAAAAUGGAGAAUUCAAAAUACUUCAAAUCUCAGAUAUGCACUAUGCCAAUGGCAAGGACACUCCUUGUAGUGACGUCUUGCCCUCUCAACUCCAAACGUGCUCCGAUCUCAACACCACUGAUUAUCUCCGUCGUUUCAUCCAAACUGAAAACCCAGACCUCGUUGUUUUCACUGGCGACAAUGUUCAUUCAACAGAUGCCUAUAACUACAAUAGAUCCAUGGACGAGGUAUUUGCGCCCGCAAUAGAGUCAAACAUCCCAUGGACUGCUAUACUUGGAAAUCACGACGUGAAUGUACUUCAAACUGGAAUCCCAAGACAAGCUGUGAUGGAAUACAUUGUGGGAAUGAAGAAUACAUUAUCCCUUCUCAAUCCUUCAAAUCUUGAAGAAGAUGAGUUGAUUUGGGGAUGGGGUAAUUACAACUUGGAGGUAGCCGGUAUUAAAGGCUCCCCUUUUGAGAACAAGUCUGUCUUAAAUCUUUAUCUACUUGAUACUGGUGAUUACACCUACAGCUUUACUCCCACUUUUUACCUUGGCUAUGAGUGGAUCCAACCAUCUCAACAAUCUUGGUUUCUUCGCACUUCUAAACAACUUCAGGAAACUUAUAUGAGCGCACCACAACCCCAACCCCAACAAGGACCAGCUCCAGGGUUGGUAUUCUUCCAUAUCCCUAUACCUGAAUUCAACAACAUCAGCAAAUCAGAUAUGGUGGGUGUGAAACAAGAGAAUGUGAUAUGCCCAGGUGUAAAUUCAGGGUUUUUUGACACAAUGCUUGCAGCAGGGGAUAUUAAGGCUGCUUUUGUAGGACAUGGUCAUACCAAUGACUAUUGUGGUAAGCUUUGUGAUAUACAACUUUGUUAUGAUGCUGGAUUCGGGUACCAUGGAUAUGGGAUUGCUGGUUGGCCCAGGAGAGCCAGAGUAAUCAAUGUUAAGUUGGAUAAAACUCAAGAUGGUAAUUGGGGUCCUGUUAACUCUAUUGUUACCUGGAAGCGACUUCAUGAUGAUCGUCUCACAAUUAUAGAUCCUGAAGUCCUUUGGACCUCUGCUGGUCGAGAUCAAUCUAAAUCUGUUUUCAAACCGAUUAUGAGUGAAUAAGUUGUGUAAGCCUAUUUGCUGAUACUGAUGGAAAUAUCCUUGGAGACGGAUCAGGCGGAUCGCCACGAUUUUUAGCUAUUCCAGUUAAGAUAAAAGAGCAGCAUGGCAUUUCAAGUCUUUUUAAAAUGGGGUUAGCUUAGCUAGUAGAAUGCAUAGAGAGUAUAGUUUGGCCUAUGCAUAGGCGGAUUGGCCAACAUCAGGCCUUCUUGCUAUAUUUGUAAUGCUGGAUUGAUGUUGUUAUGGGAAGUACUACUCUGUACUCUCUAUUGUUUUACACUUGUUUUGUUUUGUAUUUCUAAACCAAUGUCGUAAUUUAUACUCUAUCAUUUCCUGAAAAUUUUAGGGGGUUUUAUUCGA